CGUCGCGCACUUGUGACCCAUGCGGAACAAACAACUCAACGUUGGGACAACGUGAUAUGUCUGUAAGCAAAGAGUAGUCAACACUGCGAUACUAGUAAAGUUUUUAUUCGUUUUCAAUCGUCUGUUCUUCCGAUCUUUUGAAACGUGUAACGUUAGCAGAGAGGAUGGCGCUGAAUAAAUCCAUGCAUCCUAGAAACCGUUAUAAAGAUAAACCUCCAGACUUUGUCUAUCUAGCAUCAAAAUAUCCGGAAUUUCAGAAGCACGUGCAAACGACCCUGACGGGCAGAGUGACGCUGAACUUCAAGGACCCGGAGGCUGUCCGAGCCCUUACCUGCACCCUGCUCAAAGAGGACUUCGGCCUGACCAUCGAGAUCCCCCUUGAACGGCUCAUCCCCACUGUCCCGCUCCGCCUUAACUACAUCCACUGGGUGGAGGACCUGAUUGGGGGCCAGGGGAACCCACGGAGAGGCAUCGACAUUGGUACCGGUGCCUCCUGUAUUUACCCCCUCCUGGGAGCCACUAUGAACGGCUGGUUCUUCCUUGCCACAGAGGUAGAUGACAUCUGCUUUAAUUAUGCAAAGAAAAACGUCGAGCAAAACCACCUGGCAGAGCUCAUAAAAGUGGUGAAGGUGCCCCAGAAGACUCUGCUAAUGGAUGCACUUAAGGAAGAGUGUAUUGUCUAUGAUUUCUGCAUGUGCAACCCUCCUUUCUUCGCCAACCAGUUAGAAGCAAAGGGGGUGAAUUCAAGAAACUCCCGCAGACCUCCGCCCAGCUCCAUCAAUACAGGGGGGGUGACUGAGAUCAUGGCUGAGGGAGGAGAGUUGGAGUUUGUGAAAAAUAUCAUCCACGACAGUCUGCAGCUGAAGAAAAGACUAAGGUGGUACAGUUGCAUGCUGGGUAAGAAGUGCAGCCUGGCACCUUUGAAGGAUGAGCUGCGGAAACAAGGGGUGCUCAAAGUCACACACACAGAGUUCUGUCAAGGUCGGACCAUGCGCUGGGCCCUGGCUUGGAGCUUCUAUGAUGACGUACCUGUGCCUUCUCCGCCAUGUAAGAAGAGGAAGCUGGAGAAGGCUCGUAAGCCCCUCACCUUCACUGUACUGAAGCCCACUUUGGCAGAGCUGCAGACCCAAGCCCCCAGUAUAGGCUGCAAAGACACAAGCCCCAUAGAGAGCGUCUCUGCCCGGCUGGAGAAGAUACUGACAGACCUGAAGGUGCUUCAUAAACGUGUACCAUGUGGAGAGGCGGAGCUUAGCCUCUUCCUGACAGCGGUGGAGAACACCUGGGUCCAUACACGGCAAAAGAGACGAGAACAGCAUCGGCAUCUCCGUGAGCUCCCUAGAGUGCAACCAGCCUCCACCUGCAGCACGGACAUGGAAACUCUAACCCCAGAGGAACCGUCCACAGAAAGCAGUGCCAAUCCUCAACACAACAAUGGGAAGGAAACAAACGAACAGCAGGACCCAAAAAAAUCUGCAGACGUCCCAAUGGAAUCACCCACUAAACAGAACGAAGCACCCAUUAGCUGUACUUCAAACCCAGAGACGGUCCAGCAGUUCCUCUUCAAGUGCUUGGUGAACAUGAAGAUGGAGGAUAGCGACGCGGUGGUGGAGAUGCAUUGGGUUGAGGGGCAAAAUAAAGAUCUGAUGAACCAGCUCUGCACAUGUUUGAAGAACUCCCUCUUCAGACAGGUAGCCAAUCCCACUUAACCCCCCCACACUGGUUUUGUUCUCUCUUUCUUUCAGAUAAUUUUACAAAACACAAGAUGUCAUUAAUCAAUGCUUUUCAGUCAUGUUUGAAGUUUGACAACAUUUGUAAUAAAAGUUUUACAUAUA
Messenger RNA from Triplophysa dalaica, 1832 nucleotides. It is a transcript of the gene mettl16, whose product is annotated as methyltransferase 16, N6-methyladenosine. The transcript is spliced from 10 exons. Gene Ontology annotation, biological process: rRNA base methylation. Gene Ontology annotation, cellular component: nucleus. Gene Ontology annotation, molecular function: 23S rRNA (adenine(1618)-N(6))-methyltransferase activity. The record is from RefSeq and is a predicted model, not a curated record. The coding region runs from base 165 to 1706 and encodes 513 amino acids. NCBI's taxonomy places the organism in Eukaryota, Metazoa, Chordata, Actinopteri, Cypriniformes, Nemacheilidae.